Messenger RNA from Peronospora matthiolae, 1386 nucleotides. Lineage: Eukaryota; Oomycota; Peronosporomycetes; Peronosporales; Peronosporaceae. The record is from the annotation of a GenBank genome assembly.
AUGGUGCUCACUGACAAGCAGCGACAGGAUCUUCAUCAAGCCAUGCUGGACUACCUCGUCGGCAUGGGCGAACGGUUCGCUGCCACAGCCGCUGCCUUUGAGAACGAAGCAGACGUGACCAAGUCCAGUGAUGGCAAACACGCCGGUCUGCUGGAGAAAAAGUGGACGUCCGUCAUUCGCUUGCAGCGCAAAGUCAUGGAACUCGAGACGAAAGUGGCGCAGCUGGAAGAGACGGCGAAACUGGGCGGCGUCUUGAGUCGCAGGGACGUGCUCGGGGCCCGUCAGCGAGCAGAGUUUCUACCACGAGUGCCUGCCAAGCUCACGCUGACGGGGCACCGCUCGCCCAUCACCUGCGUGGCUUUCCACCCCGUGUUCAGUGUGUUGGCUUCAGCCAGUGAAGACGCGACGGUCAAGGUCUGGGAUUUUGAGACGGGCGACUACGAACGCACGCUGAAAGGCCAUACGAAUCCCGUGCAGGCCGUGGCUUUUAAUGGAUCGGGCUCGUUGCUAGCGUCGACGUCAACGGAUUUGUCAGUAAAGAUCUGGGACUUUUCCAGUGAUGGCGACUACGAGUGUCUAAGGACGCUGCGUGGCCACGACCAUAACGUCUGCGGGGUCGUGUUUGCACCGGACUUGGCAAGUGAUCGACUGUACUCGUGCUCGCGUGAUAAUACGAUCAAGGUGUGGGAGCUGUCGACCGGCUAUUGUGUCAACACACUCAACGGCGGCCACAGUGACUGGGUGCGCGAUGUUGCCGUGAGUGAUGAUGGACUGUACUUGGCAUCGUGCGGCAAUGAUCGCUCGAUUCUCUUCUGGGACUUACAACACAUGCGUAUCGUGCAGUCUAUUCGAGAGCACGAGCACGUUGUAGAGACUGUUGUUUUUGCCAAGACAGGGAUUCAAGAACAGGUGAUCGGACGGGCACACGCCAAAAAGCUUGCAGCUUCAGGAGCCUUCACGCCGGCUAGCGAAAACAGUUCUCACGAGUACAACAGUCACGAGAUGACUAGCAGCACUGCAGGGGAGCCGUCUGGGGCGGUUAUCAGCACCGCUGCUUCUAGCAAUCAUCGCGUGAAGUUUCUCCUGUCUGGGUCGCGUGAUCGCACAGUACGUCUUUGGGAAGCCUUCAGUGGCAUACAACUCAUGCUCUUCACGAGCCACGAGAACUGGGUGCGUGAGGUUCGCUUUCACCCUAGCGGAAAGUAUGCACUCAGUGCAGGUGAAGACAAGACUAUUCGCGUCUUCGACAUUGAGUCUGGUCGCUGCGUACGAACGCUGGAUGAGGCUCACAGCCAUUUCGUGACAUGUCUUGACGUCCACCCAAGCCUUCCGCUGAUUGUUUCAGGUGGCAUUGACAAAAUUAUCAACGUGUGGGAAUGUGUGUAA